Messenger RNA from Paramecium primaurelia, 2009 nucleotides. The record is from the annotation of a GenBank genome assembly. Lineage: Eukaryota; Ciliophora; Oligohymenophorea; Peniculida; Parameciidae.
AUGUUUUUCAAGUAAGAAAUUGUAUAUAGUUAGCUUUGCUCGUUUUUUCACUUAGCAAUAACAAUUAGAUAGUUUGUUAGCUAAUCCUGAUUGUGAUUUAGAAACGAUUUUAUCAACUGAAGGUAUAUUGCAAGAAAUAAAAGGAUUAGGAGCUACAAAAUUUGCUGAUCAGUAUUAAUUUAAGCAUAUUAAUUAGUGUCAUAAAGCAUCCUGAAAUGUAUUAAAAAAUGAUUGAUUACAUAAUAUAAUUUGAAGAUGAACUUAUUGAUAAGAAAACUCAAAUUUAGUAAUUUAUUAAUUAUACUUUUAGAUUCCCCUUUCUUACAAGUGAAAUUUUAGGUAGUUAAAAUUAGAAAUUAAUUGAUUAUCUAUUUGAAUGUCCUGAAGAGGAAAUUUAAUUUGAAAAUUAAUAAAUACGCUAAGGAUUAUACAACUAACUGUUGUCUUUCUUGGAGAAUGAUAUUCUAAAUGUUACUUCAGCAGGAUAUUUUGCAAAAGCAUUCAUAGCAAUAAUUAAAAAGAGAGGUUUUGAUGUAUGAUAUUUUUAAAUAAUUAGGUUUGGGAAACAAUUAUUAACAACAAAACAAUUCUUUCAAAUUUAAUAAAACAUAUAGAUAUAAAGCAUAUAGCAGAAAUAAUUGAAAAAUUAAUAAUUUUAGAUACAUCAUAAGAAAAUUAUGAAGAGAAAUUCUUUGAAGAAAGAAAAUAAUUAUUAGAAAGAAUAAUUAAAUUAUUAUAAUAUAAAUCUUAUAAUACAGAAAUAGUUGAUAAUGUUUGUGAUAUAUUAAUUGAAAUUACAACUAAGAGUAUGAGUUCUCUAUAUUAUAAUAAUGGAGAAAUAAUUCCUUUUAUUGAUAUAAUCAAGAAACCUGAAUUAUUUUUUAAAAUUGCAUUGUAAACAUAACGUAUAGGACCUUAUCAAUUAUUAAUUAAUUUAGUAGAGAUGCAAUCAAAAGAAACUAAAAAAGAAGAUGAUGAUGAAGUUGUUCAUAAUUUAGAAAAAGAUUAUUCAAUUUUUGAAUCAAUCUUAUCUGAAUUACCUUAAAAUCUCUUAAAUUAAGAUUAUCAUACAAGUAAUUUUAUUAAUUCUAAUCGAAUUUCCAUUCAACCUUUUGGAUUAGCAAGAAUGAAUUUGCUAAAAUUAAUUUAAGUUCUUGUUCAGUAAUUUAAUUAUUAAUAUAUUUAUAAGAACCAAUGAUUAUAAAAUUAUCAAGAUUUUAAUAGACUCAAGACUUAUUCAAGCAUUAUAGAUUAUUAUUAUUAAGUAUGAAUCAAAUAAUCAAAUCCAUGCAUGUUGUGAUAAAAUACUAAGGGCAAUUAUCGAUCUUAAUUAAGAUGAUUUCACUCUAGAUGUAAAGUAUUUUUAAUUCUUUCAAUAGGUUUUUGAAAAUAAUAAUCUUUUAAAUUAUAUUGUUUAAAAUCAUAAUACUGAAAAUACAAAAAAAGGAUUUAUUGGAUUUAUGACAUAAAUAUCUAAUUAUUUAGAAGAAAAAAGUAAAUAAAAUAAUAAAAUUUAAAAAUUACUUAGAAUGAGUAUUAAUUUAUUAUUAAUAAUAGAUGAAUAAUGGUAAUCAUUUACAGAAAAUAUCUUAAAUAAUGUUAAUUCAAUAGAGAAACCUUAUUUAUGUAAUGCCAAUCCAAGACCAAGUUAAGAACCUGAUGUUCUUGAUGAAUAAGAAACUGACAAUAUCUUGAACAUUCUAAGAGUAUUUAUUAUUAAUUAAUAAUAUUUUUAGAAAUUUAAUAAUAAUUUUUAGAAGAAUGAUAAAAAUAUAGGAAAUAAUGAAAAUGGAGAGGAAGUCUAAAGAAAUACAGAAGUGUUGAAUGAAUUUGAAUAAGAUUAAUAGGAGGAUAAUGCUUAAGAAGAGGAAAUUUAAGAAGAAUAAGAUCAAUAAAAUGAUGAUGAUUAGAAUGAUGAUUAAGUUAGAUAGGAAUAUAAUUAGAAUAAUUUCUGGAAAUUAGAUGUUAAUGAUAAAUAAGCUUAAGAAUUGUUGGAUAAUUUUGAAUGA